GUGGGGGAGUGGAAGUAUCUAUCUUACUAGUAACCAGUAUGGAUAAAAUAUCAUCAGGUCUCGGAGUUCUUAAGCCAAUUCAAACCGGGAAAGUGGAUGGCGAAGAAACGGCCAUGGUUAUGGGUGAGCCAUUGAGUCCUAUAGCUCGUGUGUUUCAUGAACCAGGGUCCAAUAUUCACAUCAUAACUAUCAUUGGCUGGAAAUCAAAAGUCAACCUUGAGGUCUUGAAAGCCAAUAUGAUUCAGAUUAUUGUUAAGCACCCUCGUUUCUCUAGUAUGCAGGUAAGGAACAAGGAAAAUGGUGGAGAAAUUAAAUGGAUUCCAACAAAUGUGGAUUUGGACAACCAUAUCAUAAUCCCAGACCUAGACCAAAAUAUGGAAUCAUCAGAUAAGUUCGUUGAGGACUACGUCUCCAACCUGAGUACCACCACCAUUGACACGUCUAAACCUGUGUGGGAGUUCCACCACCUCGACGUCGAAACUUCCGAUGCAAAGGCGGUUAGUGUUCUCCGAGCCCACCACUCUAUCGGUGACGGCACGUCGCUCAUAUCUCUGCUACUCUCUUCUACUCACAAAGCCUCUGAUCCUAAGGCUUUGCCAACCUCUUCAGUCACUAAGAGAUCCAAAGGGACUCACUAUUGUCCAUUUUUUUCCAUUUUCAACAUGGUUUGGAACACUGUAAUUGGUGUUGUCACGUUUAUGUUGGCUCCAUUGUUUUUGAAAGAUACAGAUACACCUUUGAAAGCUCCACCGGGCGCCGAAUUGAAUGCUCGGCGUUUCGUUCACCGGUCAGUUAGCUUGGACGAUAUCAAGUUGGUGAAAAAUAGUAUGAACACCACUAUUAAUGAUGUAGUGGUUGGAGUCACACAGGCUGCUCUGACUCGGUAUCUAAACAGAAGAUAUGGUGAGGGUAAGAACAUCCCAGAAAAGAAAAAUUAUCUUCCAAAGGACAUUCGCUUUAGAGCAAUUUUUUUCUUCAAUUUAAGACCGGCCGGAGGGAUUCCUGCUUUUGUUGAUAUGAUAAAGAGUAAAGAAGAGAGAUGGGGAAACAAGAUUGGUAUUGUCCUCCUCCCUUUAAGAAUUGGAUUUCAAGAAGGCCCAUUAGAUUAUGUUCGUGACGCUAAGCUUGUUAUGGAUCGCAAGAAAGCCUCGCUUGAAGCUAAUUUUGCAUAUUUUAGUGCCAAGUUAGUUAUCAAGUUCUUUGGCAGUAAGGUGGCCGGCAUUCUCAGUCGCAAACUUUUCUCUUGCGCGACGAUGUGGUUCUCAAAUUUGGCUGGUCCUAAAGAGGAAAUUGCUUUUUGUGGGUAUCCAAUAGCAUACAUUGCUCCUAGUUGUUAUGGCCAACCCAAUGCACUAUUGAUUCACGCAAUGAGUUACGCUGACAAAAUGACUUUUGUACUAUCAGCUGACGAAGCAACCAUUCCUGAUCCACACCAGUUAUGUGAUGAUCUAGAAGACUCGCUUAAGCUCAUCAAGAAUGCUACUCUCCAAGACGGUGUUAUGAAUUGCUAGUGUGUAUACAUGGCUAUGUGUGUGUAAUUGUGUGUAUAAUAAAGAGGGUUGAGCAAGUGCGUAGAUUGUAGAUUGCAUUAGCCAUUCAUUCGCCCUCCUCCGCAAUAAUAUUAUAAUUUUCAUUCCUGUGUUA
Cornus florida is the source of this 1644-nucleotide messenger RNA. Its product is annotated as wax ester synthase/diacylglycerol acyltransferase 11-like. The transcript is spliced from 7 exons. Gene Ontology annotation, cellular component: plasma membrane. Gene Ontology annotation, molecular function: diacylglycerol O-acyltransferase activity; long-chain-alcohol O-fatty-acyltransferase activity. NCBI's taxonomy places the organism in Eukaryota, Viridiplantae, Streptophyta, Magnoliopsida, Cornales, Cornaceae. Gene Ontology annotation, biological process: triglyceride biosynthetic process. The coding region runs from base 39 to 1511 and encodes 490 amino acids. The record is from RefSeq and is a predicted model, not a curated record.